AUGACUGAUGCCCUGAACGCCUUGAGACAGAUCCAGCAGGCCCAAACUCAGGACUAUCCAUGUCAUUUGUCUGUCUUUGAAGAUGAUUUCUUUUGGAACAAUUAUUCCUAUGAUUACAACGAAUCCAGUGAAUCAUUCUCUCCAGAUCCAGAUAGCUUGAAAUGUGGAUAUGAACCUUUGGAACCUACAGCAGUUGUGAUCCUGUGCGUCAUCUUCACAGUCAUCUCUGUAUUGGCCAUAUUCGGAAACCUGCUGGUAGGAUGGGUGAUCAGAACCAGCCAAGAAAUUUUGGCUCCAUCAGAUGUGUACCUGUUCCAACUGACCAUAGCAGAUGGGCUGCUGGCUUUAACGCUUCAGUUCUGUGUUGCAGCACUAACUCGAGGAUGGCUCUUAGGAGACUUCCUUUGCCAACUCCUCCACAUCGUCAUGGAUGCGAACUUCUACACCAGCAUCAUCUUCCUCACCUGCAUUAGCAUCGAUCGUUACCUUGUGAAUGUGGACGCCAGGGAGACACUCAAGAGUCACCAAAGGAUGUGCAGCAGGAUCCUCUGCACAGUGGUGUGGGUUCUCAGUUGUGCCCUUGCUCUGCCUACUCUUUUCUUUCGCUUUGACAUCAGCAUCUCUACCGCAUGGAGGCUCGCGAUUCAGGGGUUCAUUCGUGUUUUUGGCUUUUUGGUCCCUGCGAUUGUCAUGAUCUCCUGCUACAGCAUCACUGUUUCACGGCUGCUGCUCACUCACGGUUUCCAGAAGCACCGAGCCAUGUGGGUGAUCAUAACCAUCGUGGUUGCGUUUCUUCUCCUCUGGACACCAUACCAGAUAACCAUGGUGAUAGACAUACUGCUGAGGGCUGAUGUGGUACAGCAUGACUGUGAUACGAGGAGGUCGUUAAACACAGCCUUGGUUGCAACCCACUGCCUGGCUCUGCUGCACAGCUGCAUCAACCCUUUCCUUUAUGUCGCUGCAGAAGAAAAACUCAGGAAGAAGAUGAAACUGCUUUUUUAG
Molecule: messenger RNA, 1002 nt
Organism: Pelmatolapia mariae (spotted tilapia)
Lineage: Eukaryota; Metazoa; Chordata; Actinopteri; Cichliformes; Cichlidae
Product: C-X-C chemokine receptor type 2-like
Exons: 2
Coding region: 1-1002 (333 amino acids)
Biological process (GO): G protein-coupled receptor signaling pathway; calcium-mediated signaling; positive regulation of cytosolic calcium ion concentration
Cellular component (GO): membrane; external side of plasma membrane
Molecular function (GO): C-C chemokine receptor activity; C-C chemokine binding
Source: RefSeq, a predicted model, not a curated record